AUGGCGUCUCAGACUACUGUGCUCAAGGUUGGUAUGUCAUGCCAAGGCUGUGUUGGUGCUGUGAAAAGGGUUCUUGGAAAACUUGAAGGUGUAGAAUCAUAUGACAUUGAUUUCGAUGCACAGAAAGUGACGGUGAAAAGCAAUUUACCACCCGAGACAGUCCUGCAAACCAUUUCCAAAACUGGCAAGAAGACUGCCUAUUGGGAAGCAGAAGCACCAGCAGAGCCUGAAGCAAAGCCUGCAGAAGCAUCAGCAGAGCCCGAAGCAAAGCCUGCAGAAGCUGUGGCUGCUGCUUAG
This is a messenger RNA of Prunus armeniaca (apricot), 297 nucleotides long. NCBI's taxonomy places the organism in Eukaryota, Viridiplantae, Streptophyta, Magnoliopsida, Rosales, Rosaceae. The record is from the annotation of a GenBank genome assembly.